CUGUGAAUCUUCUCUGCAGCAUCAUAAUCUAGGUUUGACAUCCCAAGUACAGAGUAGCAGCUGACGAGUCUCUAACCCGAUAGUUGACGGGUGUCAGUCUUCACAGCAUCAGUAUCAGGGACAGGUACUGCACCAUGGGUAAGCCAGCAGGUGUGCUGAUGUUCCUCCUGGUCAUCCUUAAGGUGUUGGGAACAGCAGCAACUGACUGCUGGUCCUGUUCAGCCACUUCAUGUGACUGCUGGGAUGAGGGCCUCACCAGUGUUCCUCAGGACCUGCCAACAACCAUUACACGGCUGAAUUUGAGAGAGAAUCGAAUCACAACUUUAAGUCAGUCUGAUUUUUCACGUUAUAGGAGCUUAGAAACUUUAGGACUUGAUGUCAAUGACAUUUCUACCAUCAAUAACCAGGCAUUCUAUCACUUGUCAAACUUGAUCAGCUUAGAUCUCUCCUAUAACUGCCUUACAACCCUCAGACCUGACAUGUUCACAGGGCUGGGGAACUUGGAGAACCUUGAUCUGCGCGGUAAUGACAUUAGUGACAUUCAGGCUGGAACUUUUGAUCAUACACCACAACUGAGAACCUUGAACCUGCGUCUUAACAGGUUAACAAUCCUUAGAGCCGGCAUGUUCACGGGGCUGGGGAACUUGGAGCAACUUGAGCUGCAAAAUAAUGACAUCAGUGAUAUUCAGGCUGGAACUUUUAAUUCAACACCACAACUGAGAAUCUUGGACCUGUACAACAACUCUUUAACGAGCUUCAUAUCUAGCCUCAAUCCCAUGCCACAGCUGAGAACCUUGCACCUGUAUUACAACAAGUUAACAACCCUCAGAUCUGACAUGUUCACAGGGCUGGGAAACUUGGAGGGCCUUUACCUGUACAAUAAUAACAUAAGUGACAUUCAGGCUGGAACUUUCGAUACAACACCACAACUGAGAGAGUUGUGGCUGGUUGACAACAAGUUAACAAUCCUCAGAGCUGACAUGUUCACAGGGCUGGGGAACUUGGAGAGGCUUCAUCUGGACAUAAAAAUUGACAACAACCCCUGGCAGUGUGACUGUAGGAUGGUUGACUUUAGGUUGAAAAUGACAGGGUCUCAUCCUUUUGAAAACCAAAUUAAUUGUUCCCAACCUGACAACUUUUAUGGACAAAAGUUGAUAGAUAUCAAUCCAACAGAUCUGAUCUGUGAAGCACCGACCAUUGCAAAGUUUCAAACAAUUGUUAACAUCCCCUUGGUGCAAGGAAGUAUCAAUUUAUUCUGUGAAGCAUCAGGAAUCCCCACACCAGACAUCACAGUCACUCUCCCAUCUGGACUGAAUACUACUGUUCUUUCGGUUGGAAGGGUGACUGUUGAUGUGAAUGGUAACAUUGUCAUAAGAAAUGCUACAUCAGCAGAUGUUGGCCUGUACACUUGUAUUGCAGCAAAUCUUGUUGGGUCCACAUUUGCCAGACUGUCCAUUGAUGUAGUUUAUGAAGAGCCAACUAUUGUGAGGUUUAACAGUGUUAACACUUUGGUACAAGAAGAGACUCUCCGUUUGGUUUGUGAAGCAUCAGGAAUCCCCACACCAGACAUCACAGUUAUUCUCCCAUCUGGGCAACAUGCUACUGCAGAUAUGAACGGUAUCAUCACCGUAACAGACGUUACUGCAGCAGAUGCUGGUCUGUACGUCUGUAUUGCGACAAAUCUUGCCGGCUCCACCUUUUCUACCCUGGUUGUAGACCUACAGACAGUGCCAACAGUGACACUUCCUGUACUCCUUGGUGCUGUCUGUGGUUCUAUAGCCGGCACUGUUAUAAUUGGAGGCAUCAUUCUCACUAUCUGGUGCAAGAGGAACAACCAGAGUCCUCACAAAGGCCCAGACUUCAGUGUUGUUUAUAACAACACCAACACCACAGCUACCAUAGUAACCAAUGGGCAGGAUUUGACAGUACCAACUGAAACUAUGAGUGGAUCCUCGGAUGCCAAAGACACCCACCUCGUCCCACGGCCAGCUUCCUCCCAGUUCAAGCCUUAAUAUGAAGAUGUCAAGGCUCUUGCAAGACAUGCAGUUCCACGGCAAACUGCUAGAGGUCUCUCUUCAGGCAUCAGAAACCCCCAGCUUGUCUCACGGCCAGCUUCCUCCCAAGUCGAGCCUCAGUACGAAGUUGUCAUGCCUCCUGCAAGACAUGCAGUUCCAAGGCAGACUGCUAGAGGUCUCUCCUCAGAUGUCAGAAACUUACAUCUCGACCCACGGCCUGCUUUGGUCCAGUCCGAGUCUUACGAAGACGUGCAGCCUCCUCAAAGAGGUGCAUUUCCAAGCCAAACCGCUAGAGGGCAGGCCCUCCGACCACCCAACAGGAGCAACAAUGAACCUCCCCCAGUCCCCCUGCCCCACACCACUAGUGCCACUGGGUAUGAGAAUAUCCCUAAGCACAUCUACCAGUCUUUGACAACAAGCAGGCCUGAUAAUGGACAGGACAAUUUACCCCACUACCAGCCACUCAGAAGGACCUCAAUAGAUUCUGAAAACUCCCACCUGUAAGAUAAAAGAAAGCAAAUUAGACAAGAUAAACAACCAGCCUGAAUGUCACACAGUUAUGCUUAAGAUACAGUUAUUAUGUUUACCGAAGAAAAACAUACUGUUUUUACUCAGUUUCUUCCUCUUCUGUUCCGAACACUAACCUCUGACCUGACCAAUGACAUGAUUUGUUGAUGUCUGUCACCAUGGUAACUGGUGUUAGGUUACAUAAUGUUGCAAUUUCAUGGGCUCUACUCCUGUCACCAUAUACUCGUAGUACAUGUAUGUGAAUGUGUUUGAGUAACAGGGCAGACUAUGUCGGUAAACAUUAUGCAUUUGCUUUGCAAAUGUUACUUCUCUAGUUUAAUAUGUAAUAGUCCCAUGUAUAAAUAAAUGAAUAAAUAGUCAAAUGUAGUCUUAAGACAAAACACUCUUCAAUUGUAAGGCUUUAUACAAUGACUUGUCAUAUAUAGACUGAGAUACAUGUAAGACAGUCUGAUAGAAUAAUCUGAUGUAAGUUGAUUCAUAAUUUGAUGAGACUGAUAUGGGAUCUAUUCCUAAAAUUAUUUUAUUGGUUU
Molecule: messenger RNA, 3073 nt
Organism: Branchiostoma belcheri (Belcher's lancelet)
Lineage: Eukaryota; Metazoa; Chordata; Leptocardii; Amphioxiformes; Branchiostomatidae
Product: leucine-rich repeat-containing protein 4C-like
Exons: 4
Coding region: 135-2012 (625 amino acids)
Cellular component (GO): extracellular matrix
Molecular function (GO): protein binding
Source: RefSeq, a predicted model, not a curated record